AAGGCCUAUCCCCAGAGGUUAGUGGGGCAGAUGGAUGAUCACCUGCUAGCGGCAAGACCCAGUCCCUGAACGCACUGCUUUAUACAGACGCUCCCCUCCCGGAAAGAGUUCUGACCGCCCGGCAUGAGUAGCAGCUAAUCCAUAAUUUUUUUGUAAAAUGGGGAACACCAAUGCGGCUGGAGCAUGCUGCGUACCACGGCCUUCAGAAAUGGUGGUUGAUCACCCAGAGUUUGAGAAGGCCGGAAAAGCCCCCGGCCUCCAGGUAUGGAGAAUCGAGAAGUUUGAUCUUGUGGCCGUUCCAAAGAACAUGUACGGGUCCUUCUUCACCGGAGAUGCCUACAUUGUCCUGAAUACCAUCAAGCAGCGCUCGGGGAACCUGCAGUACGACCUGCACUUCUGGCUGGGCAAUGAGUGCACUCAGGAUGAAAGCGGGGCUGCGGCUAUCUUCACCGUGCAGAUGGACGAUCAUCUUGGGGGGCAACCCAUCCAAAAUCGCGAGGUCCAGGGGUACGAGUCAUCGACUUUCCUGGGUUACUUUAAAUCUGGCAUCAAGUACAAGGCAGGUGGAGUGGCCUCGGGUUUCACACAUGUGGUUCCCAAUGAUGUGAAUGUGCAGCGACUGCUCCAGGUGAAAGGCCGACGCAUGGCCAGAGCCACAGAGGUCGACGUAUCCUGGUCGAGCUUCAACCAGGGAGAUUGCUUCAUCCUUGAUCUGGGUGAUGAAAUCUACCAGUGGUGCGGCUCAAAGGCCAACAGGUUCGAGAAGCUGAAAGCUACAAGCGUCUCCAAAGACAUCCGGGACAAUGAGCGCCACGGCCGCGCCAAAGUCUACGUGGUGGAGGAGGGGAUGGAGAGAGAGAAAAUGAUUCAGGUUCUGGGAGAUAAGCCAGAUCUACCGGAGGGACCCUCAGACGACAUUAAAGCGGACGCUACCAAUAGGAAACUUGCGAAGCUUUACAAGGUCUCCAAUGGCGGUGGAGCCAUGUCUGUGUCGCUGGUUGCCGACGAGAACCCGUUCACGCAGUCCGCCCUCAACUCUGAUGACUGUUUCAUCCUGGAUCACGGCUCCGAUGGAAAGAUCUUCGUAUGGAAAGGUAAAAAUGCCAACUUGGAGGAAAAGAAAGAGGCCUUGAAAACCUCUACAGAGUUCAUCUCCAAAAUGGGAUACCCCAAACAAACCCAGGUGCAAGUCCUGCCGGAGAGUGGAGAGACUCCGUUGUUCAAACAGUUCUUCAAGAACUGGCGGGAUAAGGACCAAACGGAAGGCAUGGGCGUCGCGUAUAUUCCCAACCACAUUGCCAAAAUCGAUAACGUUCCCUUCGAUGUCAGCUCAUUACACGAAUCCACGGCCAUGGCGGCUCAGCACGGAAUGGUGGAUGACGGUUCUGGCGAGAAACAGAUUUGGCGCAUUGAAGCUUCGGAGAAAGUGCCAGUAUCCGAAUCGCAUUACGGACAGUUCUACGGCGGAGACAGUUACAUUAUUUUAUACAAUUACAGACACGGAGGCAAAAAGGGCCAAAUUAUCUACACCUGGCAAGGGCUGGACUCUACGAAGGACGAGAUAACGGCCUCCGCCUUCCUGAGCGCCCAGCUGGACGAAGAGCUUGGGGGUGGCCCGGUUCAGGGUUCAAGGACCCAGGUCAGAGUCGUCCAGGGCAAAGAGCCCGCCCACUUGUUGAGUCUGUUUGGUGGGAAACCGCUGAUUGUCUACAAAGGGGGAACGUCCAGAGAUGGUGGUCAGACGGCCGAUUCAGACACGCGUCUCUUCCAAAUCCGGGCGUCGUCCUCUGGGUUCACCAGAGCAGUGGAGGUGGAUGCCACCGCCAGUAAUCUGAACUCCAAUGACGCCUUUGUCCUGAAGACUCCCUCUGCCACCUAUAUCUGGAUAGGGCAGGGUGCUAGCGAUCCUGAGAAACGGGGUGCCCAGGAAUUACUGAGUGUGCUUGGAGUGUCUGGGUCGCAGAUAGCUGAAGGCAGAGAGACUGACGACUUCUGGGGGGCGCUGGGUGGAAAGGCGCCGUACCGCACUUCCAGCCGGCUGAAGGACAAGAUGAACACCCACCCGCCUCGCCUGUUUGCCUGUACCAAUAAAACCGGGCGUUUCAUUAUUGAGGAGGUCCCGGGCGAGCUGACGCAGGAUGAUUUGGCCACCGAUGACGUUAUGCUCCUCGACACAUGGGAUCAGGUGUUUGUCUGGAUCGGUAACGAAGCGCAAGAGGAGGAGAAGAAAGAAGCCUUGUCAUCUGCUUCCAAGUACAUUGCGAGUGACCCUGCCAACAGGGAUAAGAGAACCCCCAUCGCAGUUAUCAAACAAGGGUUUGAGCCCCCCACAUUCACUGGCUGGUUCCUUGGAUGGGACAAUGAUUUCUGGGACGUGGACCCUCUGGAGAAAGCGUUGGCUGAGCUGAGUAUGUGACGUCUGAGCUGAGCCCUUGGUGGACCCGGUGCCUUCACUUGCCUAUGAGAAUCGCUGUAGCCCACCAGAGACUUUUCAUAGCACCCCCCUCUCCCCACUAGCUGUGCAAUAACCAAAUGUUUGUUAUACCUUCCAGUUUUACUUUUGGAUAUUUUAAAAGUAAUAAAGCUUGAAGAGAACUGGAA
Messenger RNA from Pseudophryne corroboree (corroboree frog), 2601 nucleotides. It is a transcript of the gene GSN, whose product is annotated as gelsolin. Lineage: Eukaryota; Metazoa; Chordata; Amphibia; Anura; Myobatrachidae. Gene Ontology annotation, biological process: actin filament severing; cell projection assembly; actin polymerization or depolymerization. The transcript is spliced from 18 exons. Gene Ontology annotation, molecular function: phosphatidylinositol-4,5-bisphosphate binding; actin filament binding. The record is from RefSeq and is a predicted model, not a curated record. Gene Ontology annotation, cellular component: actin cytoskeleton; cytoplasm. Bases 158 to 2416 code for a protein of 752 amino acids.